AUUUAUAAGUUUCCAGAAGAGAAAGGUAUAAUCCAUGAAACAGUACAUAAACGCUUCCCUUUCCUGUCUUACACUAAUUCGAAUGCAUGGCAUCGAGAUGUAUUUAAAUAUACUGAUUCAGAAGCCAAAUGCCCAGUAUGCAAUGAGGUACAUACACGUCGAGGUAUAUGGGGUGAUUGGAGCUGUCUCGGUAAAGAUGAUCACUAUUUUCUUAAUUGUUCAUUUCGUAUCAAUCAAAAGAAAGUUAUAAUCGCUAUACAGAGUUUGCCGGAAAUUCAAGUAAGGGUACUAAACAAAAUCCACCUUUAUCAACCAGAGGCUGGCUUAUGUCAAUAUGCCAUUGAACAUAAAAUGGAUCCUGAGAAAUUUUCUAUUAUUACUGAGGCUGAGAAAAAAAGGUGGAUAAUGAGGUGUUUUCCUGCUGACUUAGAAAGAGAUAUACGUCUUUAUCGCGGAGGAAUAAAAAGGAAUGAAGAUACCAGAAAAUAUCAUAAAUUUUUAACAGAUCGGGAUAGGCUG
Ambispora gerdemannii is the source of this 519-nucleotide messenger RNA. Lineage: Eukaryota; Fungi; Glomeromycota; Glomeromycetes; Archaeosporales; Ambisporaceae. The record is from the annotation of a GenBank genome assembly.